CCAGCUUCACCAUUCUAUUAUUACUUGAUUAUUAUUCUCUCUUGUUGCCUUUCUCAUUUUGUUCAUUGCUUACCAAUUGAUAUCUGUAACAAAUGGAGGGAAGAAAGGCAUUUGGUUGGGCAGCCAGAGACACUUCUGGAAUUCUUUCUCCCUAUUCAUUCAAUCUCAGGAAAACAGGUUCAGAAGAUGUAGUGUUGAAGGUUUUGUACUGUGGAGUGGACCACACAGAUCUUCAUCAGAUGAGGAAUGAGAUUCACAAUACCAAUUACCCUUUGGUUCCUGGGCAUGAAGUGGUGGGAGAAGUGGUGGAGUUGGGUUCAGAGGUAAAUAAAUUUAGACUUGGGGACUUGGUGGGAGUUGGAUGUAUAGUUGGGUCCUGUGGAGAAUGCCUGUCUUGCCAAUCCAACAUGGAGCAAUAUUGCCACAACAAAAUCUUCACUUUCAAUGAUACCAACAAAGAUGGAAGUCCCACAAGGGGAGGCUUCUCCUCUGCCAUGGUUGUUCAUCAAAGGUUUGUGGUUCGAAUACCCGAGAAGCUAGCACCGGAUCAGGCAGCUCCAUUGUUGUGUGCUGGGGUGACAGCUUACAGUCCACUGAAGCAAUUCAUGGGUUCUAAUAAGGUUCUCAAGGCAGGAAUAUUGGGUUUAGGAGGAGUUGGUCAUCUGGGUGUGUUAAUUGCAAAGGCAAUGGGUCACCAUGUGACUGUGAUAAGUUCUUCCGAUAAGAAGAGGGAAGAGGCUUUGAAAAUUUUAGGUGCAGAUGCUUUUCUGGUGAGCUCCAAUGCAGCUGAGAUGGAGGGAGCUGCUAAUAGCCUUGACUAUAUUCUUGACACGGUGCCAGCUUUGCACCCGCUGCGAUCGUACCUUUCGCUGCUCAAGGUUGAUGGGAAACUCAUAAUAGUUGCUGCUGUACCUAAGCCUCUGCAGUUGGAUGCAGUUGACAUAAUUCUAGGGAAGAGGACCAUUACCGGGAGCUUCAUCGGCAGCAUGGAAGAAACUCAGGAAAUAUUGGAGUUCUGGGCAGACAAGGGUUUGAAGUCUUUCAUAGAGACUGUAAAGAUGGAUUAUGUUAACGAGGCAUUUGAGAGAAUGGAAAGGAAUGUUGUGAGGUUUAGGUUUGUCCUGGAUGUAGCUGGCAGUAACCUGGAAUGAUCAAAGACAAUUCUGUCUACAAUAACUCUGCCAAUUCAAGAAUAAACUUGUGCUUUGUUUCUUAUUGUGGAUCAGCAAGCUAUGGCCCAUCGAUUGGCCAUGGCUAGUGCAAUUUUGCAGUUUACAGUUGGCGUUGCAGCUGUCAGCCAUUCUACAGUUCUGUAUGUGUUUGUA
Messenger RNA from Prunus avium (sweet cherry), 1325 nucleotides. The record is from RefSeq and is a predicted model, not a curated record. Lineage: Eukaryota; Viridiplantae; Streptophyta; Magnoliopsida; Rosales; Rosaceae.